CUUGACACUCCUGUCUAGAAUUUUGACACAUUUCAGCUGUUGGGGUUGUAGGAUAUGGGGGCCGCGCCGUAAAAAAUAAAUAUUUCCAAAAAUGGAUCAAAACGGGGCCGAAUCCGAAGCUCCCGCCGAUGAAAAAGUAUGUCGAACGAAAGUAGUCAUCGUCGGUGCAGGCAUGGCCGGUCUGUCAGCUGCCUACCAUUUAUCCAUGAACAAUUUUAAGGAUUUUAAAGUGUUGGAGGCGCGAGGGCGUAUUGGAGGACGGAUUGUUCAGAUACCGAUGGGCAGCGAGAAGGUUGAAUUAGGUGCUAACUGGAUUCAUGGAGUUCUAGGUAAUCCUGUGUAUGAACUAGCAAUGCAACAUGGACUAGUGGAUAUAAUGGCUUACCCAAAACCACACAAGGUCAUCGCAGCAACUGAACAAGGCAAACAAGUUCCAUUCCAAACCCUGAAUGAAAUCUACGAAGCUUACCUGUGUUUCCUGAGACGAUGCGAAGAAUAUUUCAUUUCACAAUACUCACCACCAGAUGGCAUUGACAGCGUUGGUGAGCACAUCAAACUUGAGAUGACCCUAUAUUUACACAAAAUAGCCAACCCUGCGGAAAGACAUUUACGAGAACUGCUUUUUGACUGUCUGCUGAAAAGAGAAACCUGCAUUUCUGGUUGUGAUGACAUGAAUGAAAUUGACCUUCUGGAGUUAGGUAGCUAUACUGAGCUCCAAGGAGGAAACAUUGUACUGCCUAAGGGAUACAGUUCAAUUUUGGAACCACUCAAAAAAGCCAUUCCCGAGGAAAAUCUGUUGGUGAGGAGAGCGGUGAAGACUAUUAAGUGGAAUUCUGGGAAAAAGUCAAGUCGAGCGAAUACGAGUAGCGAAAAAGAAUCAGCUGACAGUGAUUCGGGUGACUCUGAUAGAACUGUCGUCGACUGUACAACCAGUCGCGAGUCAAGUUGUGAAAAGACGUUAGAUAAGCAUGACGUAGAAGUGAUAUGUGAGAAUGGCGAGAGGUAUUUAGCUGACCAUGUGAUAUGUACAUUACCUUUAGGAGUUUUGAAGCUUAGUGCAAAAGACAUGUUUAAACCUUCUUUACCUGUAUAUAAGUUGGAGGCCAUUGAUAGGUUACUAUUUGGAACUGUAGAUAAAAUCUUACUUGAAUAUGAAAGACCUUUUCUCAACCCGAGUAUAACAGAAGUAUUAUUUUUAUGGGAAAACGAUUUUGACAAGAAUGACAUUAGCAAGAACUGGUACAAAAAGAUAUAUUCAUUCUCGAAAGUUACCGAUACAAUAGUUUUGGGUUGGAUAUCGGGUAAAGAAGCGGAAUAUAUGGAAACAUUGCCAAAUGAUGUUAUUAUGGACACGUGUACAAUGAUUUUGAGGAAGUUCUUGAACGACCCCUUCAUUCCAAAGCCAAAGAACUGUGUUUGCACUAGCUGGCACAGUCAGCCUUUCACAAGAGGUUCUUAUACAGCCAUAGCAGUAGGAGCGUCACAAUUAGAUAUAGAAUAUCUAGCACAACCAAUUUACAAAGACGAAAAAGAAAUCAAGCCUGUAAUGUUAUUUGCUGGCGAACACACACACAGCAACUUUUACUCAACAGUGCAUGGUGCGUACUUGAGCGGUCGUACUUCCGCGCAGAUCGUCAUGACAGCUGAGGAACCGAAAGAAAUCGUAGUUGACUGUGAGGACGCGACAGACCUCAGUUCGUGGGUGCAGGGCAUUUGUCUAGAAUAGGUUUUUAUUCAACAGUUUGUAAAAAGGCUUAUUUAAAAGUAUGUGUCCACAUGUCCGCAUCGCACCAACCAUUUUAAGUAUUUGCGUACCUGGCAGAAUAAAAAUGAACUCACACAGUCGAUAUAGUAGAUGGUGAUGAUAAGAAAAUUUGCUGCCCUCCGUUCUGCAAGCACGUAAACUUUCACUAAAACCUGUUCCUUGUCCCUUAGAAAAAUUCCUGCGGGCGCCCAUUGACACACUUUUAUUAAAUAACAAUUUGAUGCAGACCUGUGAACGCAUACCUCAAUUGGAUGGUCCUAUCUGAUCAUCAAUCUGUUAAUUGAUUUAUGAAUUGUCAAAUAACAAGGUACUGGUACCACAGAGAAACUUCCAAUAAUGGAGCAGAACUAUGUUUUUUAGAACGAGAAAUUUAUAAAUAUAUCCACAAAAUACAAACUGUUGGGGUUGUCCUUUAAUAGUAAUUUGCUUAAAUAUUCUUAACAAACACGGUUUUUACAGAAGUAUUUAACGCAUGGUAUACCUAUUGGUGAACAAAAAGAACAAUAGAAGAGUAAUGUAAAUUGUUUAUAACUUAAAAAUAAAUUUUAUUUUUUGGGUGGUUCUAUUUAUGUGCAAGAUUAAAAGUAGUUAGAUCAGAGACAAUCACAGGAUAGGCUCCAGAAGUUUGUGCCUGUGAAAUAUUUUUUACAAUGAUUUGACAUCAAAGAUCUAACUUGUAAAAAGAAUUUUGGUAACUUAUUGCAUAAAAAAAAACCUCAUCAGUUGGUGGAGUAUAAAAAUUGAAUUAUUCUUUUUUCAAUUAUUUAUAAGCUGUAUUAGUAUUUGUAGUGCAAAUUUUCACUGUUGAUAUUUUGAAUAUGUUUUAAAGAAGCAGAUUUCAUUGAAAAUUUGUCACAAACAUUGAUUUUUUUGUUAAUCAGCACUGCUCAAAUGCAAACAAUCCUUGUUGUAUUAUAACACCAUUCACAAAUGAAAAGGAGUCGCGUAUUUUUAAGUUUAAACUUGACUGCUGAAAUGUUUUAUUAAAUUCAUUUAUAUUCUGUAUUAAAACUCGAAAAUCAGUGCAAAAGUCUACAGACAUAUCUAAUAAUUCAUUUCAAAAGUGUUCACUACUGGAUAUAGUAGAACAUUUCAUUAGUCUAAAGCAGUAUUUUGGUUACUGUAUAUAGUAUCACAACCUACAGUUUCUUAUGCUUAAGAAGUAUUUGUUACCUUUAUAUUGUUAAUUUUUGUAAGUAAAAUGCUUAUGCUAGUCAUUUUGGAGUAUAUUGUUUUAAUAAACAAACAAAAC
Acanthoscelides obtectus is the source of this 3017-nucleotide messenger RNA. The record is from the annotation of a GenBank genome assembly. NCBI's taxonomy places the organism in Eukaryota, Metazoa, Arthropoda, Insecta, Coleoptera, Chrysomelidae.